AUGGCGACUCAAGAUAAUGCUUCCAGGGGCAGAUGGAGCGAGCUUUGCAACAACAUGAAAGGUUUGGCGGACGCCACAGUCAACGAUAACGAGACUUUAAGAGCGGCGAUCAAGGCGCUCGAACACGACAUAGGCAUUUGGGGCCGCGUGUCCGCAGCUGGAGACGAUGAACAGGGCAUGCUGGCUCUCUGCGUCGUAGAUGGUUCACGAACGAUGUUCUCUACGCCCUACUUGCAUCGUGGUUUUGUGGGUGGGCGCCUCGCGGCAGAGCGGCUUCUCAGCUGUAUCCAGGAGCGCUUGGACUCAUCCAAGAACGGAAUUUCUAGCCUUGGCGAACUCAACAUAACCAUCUCUGUCUACUGUGCAAAGGCAUCGCUCGUCGAAAGCUUGGAGGGUCGAGGCGUAUGUGAGCCUGGCGUGAUCGAUGCUUUCUUGGCCGGGUUCAGUCAGGCCUCGUCCUUGAUCAGUAUCGUGGAUGUCAUCGACCAGGAAUCAGUUGACGACAAGAUACUCACUCAUCUUCGAACAUUCGCAGUGCUACCCGAAGUCACUCAUGUGUUCUUUGCUAGUGGCUACGAAUCACCGAUGACGAGUAUCUCCGAGACACUCGAGGUCAUUGGUGCUCGCGACAAGCUCUACUUCCUUCGGAGCUCCGGGAGCAGUGCCCCGGUCACUGUCGCCCUCGAAAGUAUUGAUACACAAGAUGCCUUAGCAGAAGAGUCGCCUGUCGAGGACAAGAGCCCUUCUGAGAACGAGCAAAUCAGCCCUUUGAGGCUUCGGUCCCCGCUUCCGACAAGCUCAAGUCCUACCAGUGCUUUCAGUUCCCCCAUCACAUCACUCAAACAGCGGCCUAUCAUCAACCCAAAUAUGCCUUUAGAUAGACAAAACCCUCAUCCAUGUAACGAGUUCUACCUCAUGGGAGAAUGUCCAAAGGCAGAUCGCUGCCGUUAUUCGCACGAGUAUGAGCUUACGGAAGAGCAGCUGAAGGAACUUGGCAAAAUCGCCAAGGCCCUGCCAUGCUCCUACGUGAACAACGGCCAAGAGUGCUGGUUCGGCGCCAAGUGUGCUUGGGGCCAUACCUGUCCGCAAGGUAUCAAGUGUCGGUACCUUUCCAAGGGUACAUGCCGAUUCAAAGCAGCUGGGAUGCAUCGUUCUCAGUUUUCUCGCACCUCGCCGACAUGGGGUCCAGGGGCAAGGGAGAAGGCUAUCUAA
Molecule: messenger RNA, 1212 nt
Organism: Peniophora sp. CBMAI 1063
Lineage: Eukaryota; Fungi; Basidiomycota; Agaricomycetes; Russulales; Peniophoraceae
Source: the annotation of a GenBank genome assembly